Molecule: messenger RNA, 987 nt
Organism: Eptesicus fuscus (big brown bat)
Lineage: Eukaryota; Metazoa; Chordata; Mammalia; Chiroptera; Vespertilionidae
Gene: BARHL1
Product: BarH like homeobox 1
Exons: 3
Coding region: 1-987 (328 amino acids)
Biological process (GO): regulation of transcription by RNA polymerase II
Cellular component (GO): nucleus
Molecular function (GO): RNA polymerase II transcription regulatory region sequence-specific DNA binding; DNA-binding transcription factor activity, RNA polymerase II-specific
Source: RefSeq, a predicted model, not a curated record
AUGGAAGGCUCCAAUGGCUUUGGGAUCGACUCCAUCCUCUCCCACCGUGCGGGCAGCCCCGCCCUUCCCAAGGGGGACCCCCUGCUUGGGGACUGCCGCUCGCCCCUGGAGCUGAGUCCUCGCUCGGAGAGCAGCAGCGACUGCUCCUCACCAGCCUCACCAGCAAGGGACUGUCUGGAGACGGGCGCCCCGCGGCCUGGCCCUGGCGGGGCACCGGGCCCAGGCUUGGACUCCCACCUGCAGCCGGGGCAGCUCUCGGCCCCAGCCCAGUCGCGUACAGUGACCUCCUCCUUUUUGAUCAGGGACAUCCUUGCCGACUGCAAACCCCUGGCGGCCUGUGCGCCCUAUUCUAGCAGCGGGCCGCCCGCCGCCCCUGAGCCAGGGGGCCGCCUCGCACCCAAGGCGGGGGAGGACUUUAGGGACAAGCUGGACAAAGGUGGCAGCAACGCCUCUUCAGACUCCGAGUAUAAAGUGAAGGAGGAGGGCGACCGGGAGAUCUCCAGCUCGCGGGACAGCCCCCCGGUGCGCCUGAAAAAGCCGCGCAAGGCGCGCACCGCCUUCACCGACCAUCAGCUGGCGCAGCUGGAGCGCAGCUUCGAGCGGCAGAAGUACCUGAGCGUGCAGGACCGCAUGGAGCUCGCCGCCUCGCUCAACCUCACCGACACGCAGGUCAAGACCUGGUACCAGAACCGCAGGACUAAGUGGAAGCGACAGACGGCCGUGGGGCUGGAGCUGCUGGCGGAGGCGGGCAAUUACUCGGCGCUGCAGCGGAUGUUCCCGUCGCCUUAUUUCUACCCGCAGAGUCUCGUCUCCAACCUGGACCCCGGCGCCGCGCUGUACCUGUACCGCGGGCCGAGCGCGCCGCCGCCCGCCCUGCAGCGGCCUCUGGUGCCCCGCAUCCUCCUGCACGGACUCCAGGGCGCCGGCGAGCCCCCGCCGCUGCCCCCGCUGGCCGGCGUGCUGCCCCGCGCCGCGCAGCCCCGAUGA